Molecule: messenger RNA, 627 nt
Organism: Ostrinia furnacalis (Asian corn borer)
Lineage: Eukaryota; Metazoa; Arthropoda; Insecta; Lepidoptera; Crambidae
Exons: 5
Coding region: 60-575 (171 amino acids)
Source: RefSeq, a predicted model, not a curated record
CAAAACAUCUGUUGUAUUUUGCAUAAUUUUUAUUUAAUGAUUUAAUUAUUAAAUUUACAAUGUGUGAAAUUUUUCCUGAAGUACAAUCAUGCUGUUUAUUUGUGAACCUACGAAUGGGAAUGCUUCUAAUAUCAGUAUUAUGUAUAAUGACGGGUGUGACGCUGCUGUGCAUCAUAGAGCAGAGGACGAACGCCAACUUCAAGAACCUGAAGAAUGUCACCGACAUUAACCAGCCAACAAAGGCCGUGUCAGCUGCUCACCAGGUCAUCGUGACGGGACUGUCGGGCAUGUCAAUAGUGUUCAUGAUCACAGGCUCCAUACUGCUUUUCGCUACAAUCACGGAUCAAGAAGGCCUAGUCCAAAUAUUCGUCUGGGUGACGUUCCUGAACGUUCUGGUCGGCUUCAUACUGACGUUCAUGGUGGGGUUCUCAUGUCUGUUCCGGUCGAGUUGCUUGCUGUCUAGCAUGGACUGGCUGUCGGGGUCGGCGCUGUUAGUGAUGUUCGUGGCUUAUAUGUUCCUAUGGAUCUACUUCAUAGUAGUGGCGAACAGCUAUGUACUGAAUGUCUUCGUGUAAAAAAAGAAGAUUAGGUUUCGUAUUUGAAAGUCGGAUCGGAAUAAUCGAUUUG